AUGCCGGUUUACGUUGAUCGCGAGGCUCCUAAGUUAUGGAGACGAAUUUACUCAGAAGCGACAUUAGAGGCUUCUCUCCUCGCCGAAAAAUGGAAGCUUGUUCUCGCUGGUCUUACAUUUCAGUACAUUCAUGGACUUGCUGCUCAUGGAGUUCACUACUUACACCGCCCUGGUCCAACGCUUCAAGAUGCCGGUUUCUUCAUUCUUCCAGCGCUCGGGGAAGACAAAGCCUUUGUCAGUGAAACCGUAUUCGUCACUAUCUUUGGAUCAUUUGUCUUGUGGACCUUUCAUCCCUUUGUUUCCCAUAGUAAAAAGAUAUGUACAGUUUUGAUAUGGUGCAGAGUUUUUGUUUACUUAGCAGCUUCUCAAAGCCUGAGAAUCAUCACAUUCUUUUCGACACAGCUUCCUGGGCCGAAUUAUCAUUGUCGAGAGGGCUCCAAGCUCGCCAAGAUUCCGCCUCCAAAGGAUGCUCUUGAAGUGCUCUUGAUGAACUUCCCUUAUGGGGUGAUAUAUGGUUGUGGAGAUCUAAUAUUCUCAUCGCAUACGAUAUUCACCUUAGUCUUCGUACGCACAUAUCAAAGAUACGGCACACGAAGGUGGAUCAAACAUCUGGCUUGGCUUCUUGCGGCUAUCCAAAGCCUAUUGAUUAUAGCAUCAAGGAAACAUUACACAGUAGACAUUGUUGUUGCAUGGUAUACCGUGAACCUGGUGAUAUUCUUCGUUGACAACAAACUUCCAGAGAUGACAGAGCGUUCUACUGGACUGUCUCAAACACCGUUACUUCCACUGAGUACAAAGGACGGAAAGAACAGGAACAGAGAAGAUCAUCAGAGACUUCCAAACGAAAACAGCAUCGUUGAUGAGCAUUGA
Molecule: messenger RNA, 870 nt
Organism: Arabis nemorensis
Lineage: Eukaryota; Viridiplantae; Streptophyta; Magnoliopsida; Brassicales; Brassicaceae
Source: the annotation of a GenBank genome assembly